This is a messenger RNA of Amoebophrya sp. A120, 9745 nucleotides long. NCBI's taxonomy places the organism in Eukaryota, Dinophyceae, Syndiniales, Amoebophryaceae. The record is from the annotation of a GenBank genome assembly.
AGCGACGGCUUGCAAUCAUCAUCGAACCCCUUUGCAAAAUUCUUUAUAUAUACAUCGAGAAAAGCUUCCACCCCAACUAGAAUACGCAUAUUAUAGCAACGAGACGCUACUUCUUUUCAAACAUUUUCCACGCUUAUUUUCAUCUUUACAACACCAAUUUUGUGUACGUAAAUCAUAAUUAAGUACUACUAAAUUUUUUAUCACCGAAAAUUCGAGCUGCCUAUUAGCAAAAAAGUCAAGAAGGUCAACACCCCCGAAACUAACCUCUAAUCUGUUCACAAUUUUAUUUCCGUACGAUACGCAAAAUAUCAAAACAUCGAGAAAGGUCGAGAUCUCCACUUUUACUUUCCCCCAGCACGAUAUUAAAACAGAUCCGAGAAUUAUUCUUUCAUAUUACCAGUAGACUCCCCCUAAACAAAAAAAUUACAAGAGCUCUCUUUUUCACACGACACUGCUGCCCGCUAGCGCUAGACGAGCAGAUCCACAGCCUGAGGGCAGUAGGUCGUGUGACCUUCACAAAAAUCUUCAAUAAAGCGGGGAGGUUGUAGUAGGAGAUCUUCUCCAAAGAUCAGCUUCAGCAUAAAGUUCGCACAUAGAACAACUUUCGCAAAUUCUACACUGCUAGUUGUACUCCGCGCGAGGACAUCAGGCACCUGGAAACAGCACACAACUCGGAGGUAGUAACAACAUCGCAUAGUAAUCAAAAAUCGGAACAAAAUUUUGUAAAUCGAAAUCGAAUUCGAGGAUCCACCAUAGGCUCUUGAGGUGGCACAGACGGAUCACAGACCAAGACAAAAAAUCAAUUUUCCCUACUGAAGAAUCCGUGCGGCGUGCUGGUGAAUUUUUGCAGACUGUGAAAUAGUAGCUCUUUUACGAAACUGCAUGAGUUAAAUUUUUGUAAGUGCCUGACAAGCUGCAGCUGCUCAGAGUCACGGAUCCACUUCCAUAGAAAUCAUUUUCAACGAAGAGAAAAAAACACUUUUGCUCGAGCAAAUUUUUUGUCUGAACACUAGUUGUAGCGAAGAACAAACUUUUGUGGUCCUCCGGAAGACCAUUUGCAACACGACACGACAAUCGGCCAAAAAAAAAACCACAGGUUCUUAAUAAUUGGAUGUGCUUACAACUAUUGGCAGAAGAAUUUUUUGUCACAGUAUAGGAGAAUCGGAUUGUGAUAGAUACUGCAACUUCUUUUACAAGAUACGGCACCUAGUAGUAGUAUUUCGCUGCUUCCCGCCGUAUAAAAAGCAAGUAGUACUCUUACUUUAAUUCCUAUUUUUGUCAAAUUCUUCAACCCAGUACUUAGUAGAGUUGUGUCCAUUUGGGAGGUCAUUAAGAAUCCUUAUUGUUUAGCCGCUAUUUAUUCAGCAUCACUUUCGACAAAAGUUUACCCACAAACUUGUUAGAGCUUCAAAAAACUGCACUGAAAAGGUAAAUACAACUCUCUACAGCAGACUUGUUUUUUUUCUGCGGACGAGCACAGUUUCGAGAAUCAAUUUCCACAAACUUUUCAAAACCAAGGCUGUUGUAUUAGACAAGAAAAAUCACAUUAUCGCGCCGCAGUAAUUCUACUUCUAGACUCGGAGGAGUUUUUUACCAUCUUCACAAGCGCAGUGGUUUUUAAAAGCAAGAAAGUAGACGCAGAUUUACAAUCUCAAAAUCGAAGAUUUUUAAGACAUUCGCGACUAAGAAGAAGCAAGAACUUUUCAUCCGUCUACUUUACUACCACUUUCGAUCCAUCUCCUGCAUCUUGAGUGGUAAGUAUCGAUGUUGAAACAUCAACAAACGACAAGAUUUCAACGUCCUUUAUUAUUUUCGAGUAUUUAUAAUUUUCACCAGUAUUAUUUAUCUCAGACAGAGCCGGUUAGAAGAAGACGAAUUGUUGCUAUUAGGAAUUACAGGCUCUAGUACAACUGGGCGGUAGUUGUAUUCUUGGCUACAGCGAGCUAGAACAAGCAUUACUACUACACACAAGUUACAACAACUUUUACAACUUUCAAAAAAAGAAAAUACAACUUUUACAACAAGUCCUAAAACUCGUGUUCGAAAUAAGUCAUCGGAGCAGGUUUUCUUGAGAACCUCCAUCAGCUCCAGACAUUACUUAACUUCAUUGUACAAUUUGUUUAAAUCCUUCUUUUCUAAAAACUUGGCAAAAAUGUUGCUGUACCAGCAACAGGACGAGAAUUCGCCGGCUUCCGUAUGAAGUGCAAAUAUGUCGGGAUCUGGGAGAUAAUUGCGAGACUUGUCAUGCUAGUGCGGCAUGACUCUGAACUCUGUCUUGCGUGCCCGCGAAGAGGUCCUCUUGUCUGUCAUGCAAAAGCGCAGUUUGUCAUGCGGAGCGCGCAACUCUGAACCACAGAAAAACUUGUCAUGCUGUGUAGCGCAUUACAGUGCUGUGCUCACCAUUCCCUUCUUUGCAUCACAGGUUUCCAGACCCAGACAUUUUUACACUUGAUAUUCCGCGGCCAAAAACAACAACAAGCAGCCGCGGUCAUCCGACAAGAAGGAGAAACAGCAAAAAUACCGCGAGCAGUUUGAGCAAGUCGACCGCACGAAUGACCACGUGGACCGGUACUACCCGGGGAUCAACAUGUACCCCGGAAGCGGAGUUGGAGGUGCAGCAACCGGACAUCAACAACCGGACACCACGCCGAAGACCCAGGCGCCGACGUCCCCGGCGGGAACGCACCAGUCCGAAAACUCUGCGUCUCCGUAUCACCCGCGCAUUAAGUGUUACAAUAUCUUAGACGUUGCACUAGAAUAUGGAAAUGAUCUGUGAUGCAAGAAGUGCAUGAUCUAGCCUAUAAUUCCCGCAGGAUUUUGUGCAUGACAAGUUCUCCUGGAGCUGGAGUCCAAACCGCACUAGAAUUGUGUGGCGAAUAAAGUUGUAUUGCAAAAAGCGGAGGGCUCUGUCUGUCUCUCAUGCUGAUCAUGCAACACAAGUGGAGAUUGUAACAUCUGAGCACGUCAUAUGCCGCACCCCCGCGGCGGGCGUUCCGCGUCCAUGCGCGCGAACCGGCCGAACCCCCCGGGGCUGGGCAGCAACGGGCCGAGCGAGGUUGGGGCACUGAACGAGUACGGCGAGCCCACUUCCGCGCCCGCCGGGUUUGCGCAGGUCGGCGGGGUCACCAGUCCGCAGCUGAACCCCCGGGCCUCCGGGCUGUUAUCCCCAACUAUGGGACCGGUGCGGAAGGGCGGCAACUCCUUUCACAUGGGCUCGUUCCAGACCCCGCCGGGCCGCAUGUCCGCGCGGUUGUCCGGCCGCGAGUCGUACUUGUCCUCCCCCGGAGGGGGAACCACACCGAACCAUCUUCGUGCCUACACCCCUUCGUCCCGUCGCUCCUCGAUCCGGCAUUCCCGCCGGUCCCUGGAGCAAUUGUCCUUCCAGGAAAUCGAGGAGAUGAGCGACGACAAGGCGUCGCAGUACCAGGCGCGCGUUGCCAUGCGGUUUUAUUUGCAGAAGUGCAUAUGAAUUGCAAAUAUGUCUGGGUCUGGAAACUUGUGAUGCAAGUCCGUCAAUAACAAAUGCACUGUAAUGCGCCGCCAAGCAUGACAAGUUGCUUCGUGCUUCUGUGCUGCGUAUUCCGCAUGAGAAACUGCGUUUUUGCAUGACAGGCGAGAGAGGCUGUUUGUGGCCACGCAAUACAGAUUUAAGGGCCAUGCCAGAUCAGCAUGACAAAUCUCGCAACCUUCCAGACCCAGACAUUUUUGCAUUUGAUAGUGCACCGCGAACGACUUGUCCGAGGAAGAACUGAUCGACCGGGUGAAGCUGUGCCAGAAACUGGACGCGGAGAUCCGCACGGCCUGGAUCCACUACACCACGUCCGAGGCCCGCGGGGUCCGGGAUCCGCAGAAACACGACCGAGAAUUUCUCAUGAACUUCAUCUGCGGUUUGCAGGACGGCACCAUGGAAAAGUACCGGAAGAUGCGGAACCCCCACCGGGGGCAGACCGCGAACGAGGUGUUCGUCGGCGGGAUCGGCGUGAUCGCCCCCGAGGCGGUGGAGGCGUACUUUCGCCGGUUCGGGCCGUUGCGCUACGUGGACGUCAAAAAGGACAAGGGGUUCGGGUUUGUCAAGUUCGACAACAAGGACAUCAUGGCGGUGGUAUAAUUUUUUAACUUUUUUUUCGUGGAGGAUGAUGAAAAUGAUAAAUCUGUGUUGCUGUUGCGCAGAUUAGUUGUACUAACCCCGUCAGUUGUUCUUGGUUAAAUCAUUCAUUAGUCCCACCCGAUAAAAGCAUAUCUCAUACUACAAAUGCAAAUUGUUCAACAUUAGAAGUGCCACGAAAAAAUAAUUGUUCGAAAAAAACACCACGUUGACGUUGACCCUAUCUACCUUUUCCAGGCUCUGUCCCAGAAGGAGCACAUCAUCGAUAUCCCACAGAAAAAAGCUGGCAGGGCAGAUUUGUAAUGCAAAGAUAAAUACACAGAAAGAUCUGUCGUGGGCGGCCUCAUAGAAUGCUAUUUAGGACACGCAAUACAAAUUUUUUGUCUAUUUAUUUUUGCAUUACAAAUACCAGCCAUGCCCCGGCUGACGCCGGGGCGCAAGGCUGUUGGGGCGGGGCAGGACUAUUUGCGGAUCGGGCCACAAUGCCACAGGCCUGAUAUGCAUAAAUUAAACAUACUGGAGUCCUGCCGCCUGUUUGCGCGGCGCCAACCCGCAGGACCACUUGCGCGCUUCCCGCGCCUGUGGGCGCUCUGCGCAGGGAGCAACUGCAAAGGACACCGGGGGCGAACAGAAGCCGCCCGGCGCGGGAGGGUGGCGCGAGAGGGUUGCGCGAGAGGGUGCGCGAGAGGGUGGCGCGAGAAGGUGCGCGAAAGGGUUCGGGCCAGCCAGCCUAUGCAUGAAAAGGCCACAAAAGAAUCAGCCUCGUGCCGGGCGGAUUCAGGUUUUUCUACCCCUCUCGCGCGCCCUCUUUUUGACCUCUCCCGAGAGGUGUUGCUAAUAAUCCGGCUAUACUCGCCAGCAGAGGUCUACAGAGGUGGCCGAGAGGUGGCCCAGAGGGUGCGCGAGAGGUUCGCCCUUAUUCGCGCAACCUCUCGGCACCUCUGUCCCCCUCUCGCUUACCCUCUCCCGACCCUCUCGGCCACCUCCGUCCCCCAUAGGCGCGGCUUUAGGGCGAGUCCUUCGGCGGGCUAUACUCGCGCACCCUCUCGGCCACCCUCUCGAAUGACCUCCCGCGCCACCUCUCCACCUCUGUCGACCUCUUUUUGACCUCUGUUGACCUCUUUUUUACCUCUCGGCCACCUCCCUUCGACCCUCUGUAGACCUCUUUUUUCGCAUGAAUAUAAUAGAUAAUGACCUGCCAGCUUUUUUCUGUGUGAUAAUCGAGGGCAAGCGCGUGGAGAUCAAGCCGGCCGAGAACCGGGCCCCGAACAAGGAAGUGGCUGUAUCCUGAGUAAAAACAUCCCCACACCAGAGUUGUCAUGCAAAUCUGCAUCGCAAAAAAGUUUCUCAUGCGGAGCCCCAGGAGAAGCAUUUUCUAGUCGUGUUUUGCAAUUUGUGAUGCUAGAAUCAGCAUGAUAUGCUAGAUCUGUGAUGCUGCUCAACUACUGAAACAGGAUUGCACUACAAGGACAAAUCUGUCAUGCGAAGCACCCAAAGCUGGUUGAUUUGUAUAGCAGAUUUCCCAUCUCGACUCUGGUAUGGGGACGUUUUUACACAGGAUAGGCUGCAAAGUGGACCUUGAACCCGCCGACCAUUCACGAGAUCGGCACAAACAGUGGCACGACGGGAGCUGGUGCAGACGAAGCUUCUAAACCGACUGGGGACAAUGAGACGACCACGCCGAAAUCGACGUCUGCGCCGGACCCGAAUCUGACCGACAAGCAAAACGAAAUCAAGCAGAAAUACAAAAACGCGGGGACCUACAGCAUCAAGAACGGCCUGCUCUCCCUCCCGCUGCCGGACGUGGUCGCGCACGCGCCCGAGGGCAAGAUGAGUUUUCUGGUCGACCCGGAGGAGCAGAACCCGAAAAAGUACGGCAUCACGGAGCAGAUCCUGCUGAAGCCCUACAAGGGCGGAAACAACGACAAAGGUGCUGGGAAGAACGGAAAGAAGGGAAAGGGCAAAUACGGGUCCUCGAAUGGAGCUGCGGGAGGAGACCACUACUACAACUCCUACGGGGCCGCGGGAGGUCCCCGUGGCGGAAAAAACGCGCCGCUGCAGCGGGUCGGGGGCACCGGGCAGGACGGGUAUUACCAAGUGCAACGCGAGUACAGCAAGGAGAGCUACGACAGCUAUUACUCCGGCUACUCCAGCAACCACCCGGCCGCGAACCAGCCUCCGACCUACUUCGGCGCGGCGCCGCAGGACCACCACCAAUACAACGCGCACUACAAUUCGCACCCGCGAGGACCACGUGGCCCGCCGCCGCAGCACCAGCCGCCGCCGUAUCCCUCCUACUUGCCGGCGCAGCAGCAGCAGCCGAUGGGGGUCUCUCAGAAGGGCGGGUACGCGCUGACGCAGCAGAUUGUGGACGCCAACAGCAGUUUCCCGGGCACGCCCUACAGUUCGAAGGGUACCGCUAGCCCGCUGUACGCAGACCAGCAACAGCACCUGUACCACUCGAACCCGCAGUAUGGAUGUGUCAGGAUUGAAACCGACAAAGUUGAAAUAACUUGUCAUGCAUAAAACGGAUGAAAGUUGUGACCCAGAUUUCAAGUGGUGCAUGACAAAUUUGGGUAGAGCUGAAAUCCAGUUUGUCAUGCUGUUUGGGUAAGGAGGACGCCUUUUGUCAUGCUACUUUAGCAGCUCUAUUUCUACCCCUCAACAGGCUUACACUCUGCCUCCCUUGCGUACUCUGCAAGACAGGCACUUUGUGGGUUGCAUUUUAUGCAUCACAAACUAGCUCAACUUUGACGAUUUCAAUCCUGACGCUUCCAUACGCAGACUCCGCAGCACGUGCCUGCGCCGCACCCGGCGUACCAGCAGGCGGUGUCGACCGGGCACGUAUGGAUUGCAAAAAUGUCUGGGUCUGGAAGAUUACAACUUGUAAUGGUAAAUUUGAAGCAUGCAAAAAUCUGUGUUGCAUGAGUGCCAAAAGCUGUCCACUUUUGACCACGUUGGAAGGGAGUUUCUCAUGCAGGACAGGCAUGGCAGAGACCUCGCGCAAUCUGUCACGCUAAGUCCUGCAUUCCAGACCUCAGGGGUCAUGAAAAAUCUGCAUGACAAGUCUAAACUUUUCCAGACCCAGACAUUUUUGCACUUCAUAGCACGUUCCGCCGGGCUACCAGAUGGUCAUGAUGCCGGUGAACCAGCUGCAAAACAUGCCGGGCUACCAGUUGCUUCCCUUGAACAACCCGAACGACUAUCACGACUUAUCAAGUGCAAAAAUGGCCGGGUCUGGAAGAAAGCAAGAUUUGUCAUGCAGAUUUCUCAUGACCCAUCAUGCCUGUAAUGCAUGACCCAGCAUCGCAGACUUUCAGACGUCUUCCUGAUGCACCCUCCGCAUGAGAAAUGCCCUGUCCGUGUAGCACAAACUGCACCCCUCUUGCUGGUCAUGCAGCAAUACAAAUUUUUUUAGAGUGCAAAAACAGCAUGACAAGUUGCAAUCUUCCAGACCCAGACAUUUUUGCAGUUGAUACGACUCCGAGUACCGCGAUUCCCUCGUCAUGCCGGAUUACGCCGCACAGCAGCCCGCCGGGCAUGCCGAGGUAUGGAGUUGUGUGUGAUGUUUUCAACGAACGUUGUUUUGCAUGACAAAGGACUGGCGUCUCAUCGAUUUUUGCGCAGCAUGACAAGUUGAUAAUCUGGUUCCAAUACACACGACCAUGCUGGUUCGUCGUGGACGAUUUGCAUGAUCAGCAUUACAAAUUCUUCCAAAAUUUAUUUGUCAACAACUACACAGGACUACUGGCAGCCGCGUUCCGCCGCGCAGACGGCCGGGUACUACUCGCCGGCCUCCUCGGCGCCGCGCCGUUUCCCGGCCUCCGCGCAGCCCCGGGGUGGAAAUGGCAACGUGCGCUUGCAGUGAUAAAAAACCUGCUUCGAAGAAGAAGAAGUCUGAGCAGGACUUGUUUUACUGCGAACAAGGAAAUUAUUACUUGAUUUUCAAUAACAGCUGCUGGUCGACGUUCUAAAUGAAUUUUGGAAAAAAGUCCGUCUACGAAGAAGAAGAAGUUGAAAAUCGACGGUAAUAAAUUGCUACUUAGAGGACUAUUGGGUAAAAAUAUAUCCCAGCGGGCGCUACAGAGGUUGCAGUGAUGCCCUAUUGUCCUCCAUUUAGAAAAACAAAAAGGUAGAAAAGAUGCAGCACGAUUGUAGCACACCAAGAACAUUUUGCGCAUAAAAAUCUAUAUGCUGUAGUAGAAUUACAAUUAUCUGUCCAAAGGAGUCGUUGUAUGUUGGUUUGCAAAGACGAAGUAGGUCUAAUUUACUGUUCGGUACUAAAUAAAACGGGGUAAAUACAUCAAGAAAGCGUUUACUUGUUUUCCGCUGCUUUAUUCGACAACGGAGACGGACGACCCUCGCUCAGACAUGAAUGUGAAAGCGGGCGGGGUCGGCGUCGAGAAAUCAAUUGUAUGAACCGUGAAGACAAGGACAAGGACAAGUCGAAGAAAAUAUAGUGCGCGGAGGAAAAAUAAUGACAUACUGCAGGACUUCAACAGGAUUGAUGUAUAGGGCCCUGUGCUACUUCUUCUAAAAGCUGACAACUCUGAAUAACUUUUUUGCCUCGAAACAGCUUCAUAGUCGAAGAUGAGGUUCAUCUGCACUACAAGUUUUCAAGAGUUAUGCGGCCGAUAUUUAGAGAAAGAUGAAAGCCGCUAUUUGUUUUUUCUUCCCAAUACUUGUCUCAGCAAAUUACGAUUAUACGGAUAUUAGGGCACAUUCGAUUUAAGUAGGUCAGGCACGACGAGAGUUACUAGUGGAGUAUACGACAGGAACAGAUUUUUCUCGCAGCUAGUACCGGUUUUAUUCAUUACUCGAAGGCGUGACUGUUCAGAGUAAGAGAGGAGAACAAGAAAAGUAAGUUGUUAGGCAUACUCUAUUCUUCCAGAUAUUUUCAACCCGCGUAGAUCUGCAGAAGACUCAAUAGGCGGUUUACCAUUGCUAAACUCCUCAAGCUAAACUCCGAUCUUUUUCUUCAGAUGGAAUCCUCAAUUGAUAGUAAGUGGCUUCAAGAAAAAGUUCGUGAGACAACUGCAAUUAUACGGGGUAGAAGCAGAACACGAAGAGAACAACAUAAACAUAAACACUACAGCUACAACAGCUAUGCACAGAUCAAAGACAAAUCACAUGAACAAGGCAACUGGACCUUCAUAGGCUGCUUAAAGUAGCCGGUGUGUCGCCGUAAGUAGGUAGUCGCCUUCGAAAGAGGAAGUAUUAUUCUCUCUACUAGCAUGUCUUUUUGCGUUUGCUAUUGUACAACAACUUCCGAAGUAUUCUAGUUUUACCAACAGAUGACUUGUUUUACACAACAACUUUACAACUUAAAAUCGUCAGAGAUGAACUCAAGUUCUACUUACACCUCCCUGGCUAUGAAUUUUUUCGACAAGAAAGGCUUAAAAAAAAAAAAGUAAAUUCUGCUAGUUUCGGUGUGAGUACUAGCGGAUCGAACGAGAUUUACUUAUUUCUCAGUAGGAGUUAAUUUCUGCUGUACUUUUCACCGCAGUAGUGGAAUGUGAAGGUGAAGAGUAUCGAGAACCGAAGAACCCCAAUAAGAAGUACUAUCCCGAUUUUGAAAACAUGAACUUGAACCCCCCCCACAAAAAGCAGUAGUGUAGUACGAGAAAAUCAAGAACGCAG